AUGUCUUCCUCCCUCGACGAAGAGGCCAGCAUCUCUAUCCCCAGCCUCGCCUUCGUUGCCGUCCUCGGCUACUUCAUCUAUCGAUAUUUCCUCUCAGGUCCAAGAUCAAGGACAGAUGGCAGCCAGACUUCCUCGUCCCGAAAUACAGGCCUCCGAUUUACCCCGGCCCAAGUCGACCAGAUCGCGCAGAUGUUUCCGCAACUGAACCGUCGCGACAUCAUGUGGGAUCUCCAUCGGAACAGGGGCAGUGUGCAAGCCACCACGGAAAGAGUUCUUAUGGGACGAGGCUUGGACCCGGCACCGCCAUCUUUCCAGCCGCCUGUUUCAUUCCUGACCACGUCGUCCGAGCCUACUUCCCCUCCUUCCACCACAUCGGCCAAGCCGGUGACUCCAGAUCUGAUCACACGAUACAAUCUACAGUCUAAAGUGAACUCCAAAGGGAAAGAAAAAGAGGAAGAUUCCCCGCCGCCUGGAUGGACAAGUAACAAAGAUGCACGGCAAAAGAUGCUCCAGCGACGGAGAGAGGAAAUGAUAUUGGCAGCCAGGAGGAAACUUCAGGAGAAAGAUGCAGUCGGCGCUGCGCCUCCACUAACGUGA
Molecule: messenger RNA, 597 nt
Organism: Capronia epimyces CBS 606.96
Lineage: Eukaryota; Fungi; Ascomycota; Eurotiomycetes; Chaetothyriales; Herpotrichiellaceae
Exons: 2
Coding region: 1-597 (198 amino acids)
Molecular function (GO): ubiquitin binding
Source: RefSeq, a predicted model, not a curated record